This is a messenger RNA of Oreochromis aureus, 3414 nucleotides long. It is a transcript of the gene evc, whose product is annotated as ellis-van Creveld syndrome protein. The transcript has 20 exons. The coding region runs from base 297 to 3188 and encodes 963 amino acids. Gene Ontology annotation, biological process: smoothened signaling pathway. The record is from RefSeq and is a predicted model, not a curated record. NCBI's taxonomy places the organism in Eukaryota, Metazoa, Chordata, Actinopteri, Cichliformes, Cichlidae.
UUGACUCACUCUGAAAAUCUACUUCCAGCCCUCUUUUUUUAGUUUGUCGUUUUAGGAAAAGGUUUUGGCUAAAAUAAGUUGCUUAAAAUCGUAGCUUGCUCAAGUUUAGAACCGUAUUUUUUAUAACGACACACGAAAACCUUUGAAAUCAUUCUCGAGCAGAUAAGUUUGGUGUAGAGAUUGUCUUUUUUGUUGUUGUUGUUGUUGUUGUUUUAACUAGCGUCAGAUGUUACCGUUUACUCGAUGAGUCCUACAAAAUCCUCCGUAUUAUUUCUACAGUUUGAAGUAAAGCAAAGAUGGAAGAGAGGGAAGUGAUGGCGGAAUGCGCCACCGAUGUUUUGGUCAGUUUCCCCGAGUCGCUGCAUCUGUACACAGGACUGCUGACAGUAACUACAGUGUGCGGAGGGCUGUCGGGAAUAUUAGCUGCUGCUCUUUUGUAUGUCUUCUGUCUGAAGCCUUUGCUGUUGACGAGACAAGGUUACAAUGCAAGUAGACUGCUUGAACCUGAUGAUGCUGAAUUAGACAACAACCAAAGGGACUAUGUCAGCAAAUGCAAGGAGGAGCCUCCAAGUGGAACCACUAAUGACAAACAGGAGAAGAAGCAGCCACCCGUGAACAGCGAUGUGGCUGCUUUUGCAUCCAGAGCAAAAGUGGUUUAUCCCAUCAACCAAAAAUACAGACCUUUAGCAGAUGGAGCAUCCAAUCCGUCUCUACAUGAGCACUCAAAGUUGCCAGUGAUGCCUAAUGAAGAGUCGUCCUCCUUCAUGGAUGGAGAGUCUGUGAGCCAAGAGCAGGACAACGAUGGCAGCAGUCAGUUUAUUUUCUCCUCGCUGUUCCCCAAGAGCUUACAGAACCAGAGUUUUAACAGGGUUUCCCACUAUCCCCACACACUGACACAAACAGGUUUUGGAGGUAGGAUCAGCCUUUACUGUUUGGCCCUGCAGGACAUACAACAUUACUGCUCUCAGCUUCAAGACGAAAAAUAUCUGAUUUUUCUGCAGAUGGUGAAAAUAAUAUUGAACUAUCGGUUUCCAAAAGACAAAAAUGAUGCUUCCUUUUCCAAGAAUAUUCUUCAGAUGCAAGAAAAGGAACUGAAUGAGUUGAGGAAACAGUUGACUGCAGGCCAAGCUGUGAGUGAGAAGAGUCACGAUGAUCCAUGCACAUUGGAAGAAAUUGAGAGAAGUCAGAAAGAUCUUCUUGAACGUGGCCUUCAAAUGUCCAAAAGUUUCAGCAAACAGGUGGAGGACUUGUGCCAACAGCUACUUAAGAAGACCAGCUCUUUCUCUCCAGAUGAAGCUCAGAAUGUGAUUCAGUCUCUGAUUCAGACACUUCUUUUAGUAGAGAAGCAUCUGCUGAAGGCUCAAGAAGUAGAUCUAAAGAAAAUGCAACAGAAGUUGUUGUGGUGGGAGGAGCUGACAGGUCUCAUUCAAUCCCAGCCUGCCUACCUAAGACAGGAGGUGACUCUAAGGCAAGGCUUGAUAGCUACAACUCUGGAACAGCUGACAAGCGAUGACAUGUUGAAAUUUAGCCAAAUGGAAAAGAUCCUUUCAAAAAUUCAGGCUACACUGAUUGAAGGCCUUCAGCAGUGCUCUGACGAUUGCAUAAAAAAGACAAAUGAGCUGGUGAAUGAGAAGUGCAGCAAAAAGGUGUCCAAGAGGAAGAAGCUUCAGAGGAGUCACACCAAGGAGAAGAGCCGUGCCUUAGAACUGAAACAGAGUCCGAGUGACCUACAGGAGCUUACCAAGGUAUAUCAUGAGUUGCUGAUGAAGCACAGGCAACAGAUUUGGGACUUAGAGCAGCAGCAGGACAGCAGGGUGGUUGACGGCCUCUGUGACCUCUGGAAGAAACUUAGUACCUCUUGGUCCAAGAGGCUCGGGGAGCUGGCCAAGGAUGUUUUUCUCUCCUCUGUUCCUGCUCAGACAAAGCUACCUGCUGAACACUGUGAGAAACUGUGGCUGGAUCUGGAGCAGGAGCUGUCUGCUCAGCUGCAGCAGGUGGAGUGCACUACCAGGCAGCAACUGGAUGACAUUAGGGCUGAGCUGGAUACAUACGAACAGGUAUGGAGUGAAGGGAUUGCUUUAGGGCAGUCCUGUCUGCAACACCUGAGGGAACAACAGAUGAAGAUCAUCCAAGCCAUGGUAGCCAAACAGAGCUACACACUCAACAGUGAAAUGGGGAAGCUGAUAGAGAAGAAACAUGAGCACUUUCUGCUGGUGGUGCAGAGACACUUUGUGGUCAGACACUUUUGUCUACAUAUGCUGAAAGAGAUGAGGCUGUCCAAGCUGAAGGCACUAUCUCAGACUGAUUUCAGAGCUCUACUAAUAGAAGACCCCAGUAAAAGCCCGCUGUGUGUCAAUUUAACUCUCAAGUCACAGAAUGGCAGGCCCAGCCUUGCAGAGAGACAUCUGGGCCCAGAGAGUCAGCUAUUGGGGAAUAGCUUCCAGCAGGAGUUCCUGUCUGAACUGGAAACGGGAACAGAGCUCCUUCAGAGCCAUGCACAGCUGGUACUAGGCAACACCCUAAGCUAUGCCAUUCAACAAAUGAGGGAAGACCCGCCUACAGAGUUACAGACCGCUUCUAGCCUGAAGCACCACCUGACUGAAGCUGCUGCAGAGAGCGUUUACUUGACCAAAGAUUCUCUUACUUCGCUGGUCCGAAGCUACUAUUCCCACCUACACGAUAUCACCAGAAAACUGCACCAGGAUGAUUCAAACAUAAACCAGGAGGUGAAAGAGGGGCAAGAGAGCAGCAGGGCCUUGCUGAGAGAGCUAAUGAACUGGAGCAAGAAACCCGGAUCUGCUGAAUUCCAACAGAGGGUUGAACUUCACAAAAGAAAGGUGCUGGAGCAAUAUGAUCUGGAUCAGGAGUUGACUUACGAGCAGCUUAAUCAAAAGAAAAUAGCCCAGGAUCAAACCAUGCAAAGGGUCAAAGUAGAGUUACUGGAGGCAGAAAAAAGCUUCAUAACUGAGCUUGCAGCUUUGGCCCGGAUUUCUGUGCAGAGCCAUGAUCCAGAACACAGCAGUGAAGAGGACGACAUUGGUGAUCAGAGUGGCCCAAUACUGGACCUACUGGCCCUUAAUCCAGCAUUAGAUCCAGCUUUGAACCCUUCACUCACCCCGACUGUAGUAACACCAGUGAAGAAUUCAAAACAGAAGAAGGAAAGAAAGCGAGAAUCUCAUCAGAGUUGACAUCAUUCCGCAGCGUUUACAAUUUCCUGCAGUAAUAUUCUGUAAAAGGUUGACUCUUUUUUUUUUUGUUAUAGUUUUGCUCUUAUAAAGCCAAAGUGUCUCUGUUGAUACUAGUAUUGUCAUAAAAAGGUUUAAGUCAGAUUUGAAAUACUGUUAUUCUGAAAUGUUUCCCUCAGUUUUUCUGUAUUUUUAAGUGUAUCAUGACAUAACAACUCACUGAAAGUGA